Messenger RNA from Neltuma alba, 1932 nucleotides. Its product is annotated as cysteine-rich receptor-like protein kinase 2. Gene Ontology annotation, biological process: protein phosphorylation. The record is from RefSeq and is a predicted model, not a curated record. Lineage: Eukaryota; Viridiplantae; Streptophyta; Magnoliopsida; Fabales; Fabaceae. The transcript has 8 exons. Gene Ontology annotation, molecular function: protein kinase activity; ATP binding. Bases 1 to 1932 code for a protein of 643 amino acids.
AUGCAGCCACCACUACUGCAACAAAAGCAUCUGUUGUUCUUCUUAUUGAACAUCAUAACCUGGUCAUGGUUGACUCUGGACGGCGUCGUUUCGGACCCUCAGGCCAAUCUAGUGCGACUAUGGUGUGACCAAGACGGCGACGGCGACGGAUCCAUCUAUUGGACAAAGAACGACGGGUCCAUCUUGAAGGGGAUCCUAGACGAAACGCUUCAAGACCUGAGAGCUCAGAUCCAAAACCAAAACCAACACUUCACUACAGCUCAGGCAGUGAAGGCUAACAUCCCCAUUUAUGGUCUUUUUCAGUGCAGAAACUACCUCUCCAUCGCCGACUGCCUCGCUUGUUUCGAUGUCGCCGCCGUCAACAUCCGCAACUGCUCCACCACGGCAUAUGGUGCCCGUCUCGUCUACGAAGGCUGCUUCCUCAGGUACGACAGCAGCAAACAUUUUGAUCUGGCCAGCGAAGUCGAGUGGAGCGACAUAAGAUGUGGGAAUCAUACAAUAAUAGAUUCCUCUGCGCUUGCUUCAACUGUACAACAAGUGUUGAGGAAUCUAGACGUAGCAACCCCAAGAAUGAGUGGAUUUUAUGCAGCCACUAAGACGCCUGUUCCUAAUAGUAAUGGUUUGAAUGUUUAUGCGAUUGCUCAAUGUGUUCAGACCCUCUCACAAAGUGGGUGCCAGAAUUGCAUGAAAUCUGUAUCAGAAAAAUUUCAGACUUGUCUUACAAACUCAAAUGCUGAGAGUUACGAUACUGGCUGUUUCAUGAGAUACUCCACAGCUUCUUUCUUUGCUGGUAAUCAAACCACUGAUAUCAACCACUUCUUGAAACAAGCUGGUUCAAGCAAUAAGGGAGCCAUCAUUGGUAUUGUUAUUGGAAGUCUAGUGCUGGUUUUGAUCUUCCUUAUGACAUUAUUUGCCUGGAUUAGACCACGAAGAAGCCAAAGAGAGUUCCCAAAGGUAAAACAACUUGAAAGAGAUGUAACUGGAAUAAGUAAGUUGAAAGCCCCAGUUAACUACAAUUAUAGGGAUUUGAAGUCUGCAACAAAAAAUUUCAGCAUUGAAAAUAAACUUGGGGAAGGUGGAUUUGGAGCAGUAUAUAAGGGAACUUUGGAGAAUGGAAAAGUAGUUGCAGUGAAGAAAUUAACUUUACGACAAUCAAAGAGGAUGGAGGAAGAAUUUGAGAGUGAAGUAAAGCUCAUUAGCAAUGUUCAUCAUCGGAAUCUUGUUCGACUUCUUGGAUGUUGCUGUAAAGGCGAUGAGAGAAUUUUGGUCUAUGAAUACAUGGAAAAGACCAGUCUUGACAAAUUCAUAUUUGGCAAAAAGAAAGGUUCACUUAAUUGGAACCAUCGAUGGGAUAUAAUUUUAGGAACAGCAAGGGGUUUAACUUAUCUACAUGAAGAAUUUCAUGUUUGCAUUAUACAUAGAGAUAUAAAGACUAACAACAUCCUAUUAGAUGAUGAUUUGCAACCUAAAAUUGCUGAUUUUGGUUUAGCAAAGCUCUUACCCGAAGACAAAUCUCAUCUUAGCACAAGAUUUGCAGGAACAUUAGGAUAUGCAGCACCAGAAUAUGCAAUUCAUGGACAAUUAUCAGAGAAGGUUGAUAUUUAUAGCUACGGUGUUGUGGUGCUAGAAAUUAUUAGUGGUAAAAGAAACAGUGAAUUAAAGCUCGAUGGUGAUGAGGAAGGCGAAUUUCUCCUUCAGAAAGCUUGGAACUUAUAUAGGAAAGGCUUACAUUUAAAGUUGAUUGAUGAUACCUUAGACCCCAAUGAUUAUGAUGCAGAGGAAGUGAAGAAAAUCAUAAAGAUUGCCUUACUUUGCACACAAGCAUCUGCGGAAUUAAGGCCAAAAAUGUCUGAAGUAGUUGCUUUGCUCCAACAAGAAUGUUUAUCAGAGGAUAUAAGACCCACUAUGCCUAUUUUGAUUGAAAUUAAGUAG